Gadus macrocephalus (Pacific cod) is the source of this 1686-nucleotide messenger RNA. RefSeq names its product chromosome 3 C22orf23 homolog (gene c3h22orf23). The record is from RefSeq and is a predicted model, not a curated record. The coding region runs from base 620 to 1273 and encodes 217 amino acids. NCBI's taxonomy places the organism in Eukaryota, Metazoa, Chordata, Actinopteri, Gadiformes, Gadidae. The transcript has 7 exons.
CCCUAGCUGUAUGUGGACUGUGUGGUUGCUAGCUGGUUUAAGAUGUGUGGAGAGUGUGUAGUUGAUGGCUGGUUGAAAAUACCUGUUUGUGGUUGAUGGCUGGUUUCAGCAGCCUCACCUGGCCCGAGUCAGACUGAUUAGACUCUGGGAUCGGAUGAGGCUGCACACCUGGGGGGCAUUGACCAAUCAGUGCACACGGGAUACGUCAGUGCUGAACACCUGCUCUGACUGUAGCUGGUUGAGCGAACAGCAGUGUACUGGUACCGGAGGGGCAGGGGGUGGUGGUUUUUUGACAAAUGUGCUAUUUUGAGGAUCUGGAAGAUUAGAGCUAAAUUAGAAAAACCCAAACACCUCAUAGAGAUUCAGAUUGAAAUAAAAAUAUCGUUCGCUUCAUAAGCUACGGACGGGUCGUGACGCUAACACAAAAUUAAUUUGCCAUUGAGUCCCGUUUCAAAACGGUGGCCUUCUGUCUCCAUCUAGUGGAGGUCCAGUAUUCACGGCCUCCGCGUCUGGUUGCCAUGGCAGCCGGAUGUUGUCUCGCAGAAGAGCCGCGGUGGCGAGUGUCAUCAAUACAAUGAAGACUUAUGCCUGAAUAAUACACCUUGCGGUAAGGUUUUAGAUGGAGAAACCGAGACAGACUGGAGGCCUGUGGAGCUGUUCCCGGCCGGCCUCAUACAGCCAGGAGACACAGAAGAUGCUCAAGAUGAUGAUGGAAGAGUCGAAGCUCACUAACUUCCAGCGAAGACAAAUCACCAAGUCUUUGACCGACGGGGCCGCCCUGCCUCCCUCUCUCGGCCCCUCGUCGUCGGCCCCGGGUCCCCAGCAGCCAGAGCAGAAGGUCACGGGGACCCCGCAGAGAGACUACUACGUCCCGUCCCGGAGACGCAGCGAGCAGACCUGCCGCUCCGGAGACAGCUACCGCCGCGACGCGUUCCGCCCGCGUCCGACACGAGAUUUAGAAAAGGAGAAGAGCAGACUGCAAUCGAUUCUCGCCACAGGGAAAGACGAAACCAAACCCAAACCCAAACCCAAACCCUCCCGCAGUGAAGCUCAGAGCCCAGAGACCAUGGAGAAAGACGGAUUCCAGGAAGCCCCAUCUUCUGUAGUUGUGGAUGAGAUUGAAGAACGGAGGCAGUUCCUGGCCGAUAUGACAGCUCUCGGCCAGGAGAAGCUCUAUCGCAACCUGAUCAAUACAGAGAUCGCACAGAAGAUCCGAGAGCUGGAGCUGAUGGAUAAGACCCGCAGCGCUGCGCUGAGAGACAUGACCUCCUAGAAGAUCGGAUUAAAGGACGAAGAGGAGAUGGAAGAGGCAGCAAACCAGGAACAACAUCUAGUUAAAACGCGUCUCUGAGACACUUGGUGUUCGCAAGGAUGAGUCAGACCUGAACGGUUCAGAGAACUGGAUGCACUGGGAGAAGUCAAGACCAAACUGGGAGAAAUGCUAGGACUAUGAAUCAAACGUUGACCCAACCCAUUGACCCAUGACUCGUGUUGCUGCCCUGCCUCCUUCACCAGUAGACGUACGGAGUCCUCUCGGACUACAGGCUGCACACAGCCGCCCAGACCACGUAGCUUUGCUUCCGUGUGACACUGACAAGACGCAUCUCCGUGCACAGCGCUAGGGUCAAAUAUGGCUACCGUACGGAGAUGGAUGAGAUUGUCAAAUAAAGAAUUUGAUGGCUUUUG